Odontomachus brunneus is the source of this 3408-nucleotide messenger RNA. RefSeq lists its product as uncharacterized. Gene Ontology annotation, biological process: DNA integration. Lineage: Eukaryota; Metazoa; Arthropoda; Insecta; Hymenoptera; Formicidae. Bases 1 to 3408 code for a protein of 1135 amino acids. The transcript is spliced from 4 exons. Gene Ontology annotation, molecular function: nucleic acid binding. The record is from RefSeq and is a predicted model, not a curated record.
AUGGCGGCCAGUGACACGACCCAGACUCCUCGUCGCCUUUUCGUCACCUGUCAGGAAUCCAAAAGACGAUUCCUCGUGGACAUCGGAUCCGACGUCAGCGUAUAUCCACGUGCCGCAAUCCAAGGUCCGAAGCAGCCCACAGCAUAUAUCUUAUAUGCAGCUAAUGGGUCGGCGAUACCGACGUAUGGAUGUAUCACCGUAGAACCGAAACAUGGUCUAAAAAGGUCUUUUCCUUGGCGUUUUGUCAUUGCGAACGUAUCGCAACCAAUAAUCGGCACGGAUUUUUUAUCCCACUACCAUCUGUUACCGGAUCUACGAGCAAGAAAGUUAAUAGAUGGCAAAACAGGCUUGAAAACCCAGGGGACCAUAGACCACGCCACGACUGCAUCAGUCAAGGUUCUCAAGGAAGAGAAUUUGUACCACCGCAUCUUAGCGGAAUAUCCAGGGAUUACCCGCCUACGCACGGAACUAACAAGAGCAGAACACAACACCAGGCACUACAUCAAGACAACAUCAGGACCACCGGAAGCAUGUCGUCCUCGAAGACUGGCCCCUGAUCGUCUAAAAACUGCGAAAGCAGAAUUUGAUCUCCUGCUUAAAGAAGGGAUCAUCCGCCCUUCAAAAAGCCCAUGGGCCGCGCCUCUACAUAUGGUGCCGAAGAAAGAAAACGCUUGGGGCCCAUGCGGAGACUACAGACGCCUGAAUGCUCGCACGGUACCCGAUCAGUACCCGGUUCCUCACAUCGAGGACUUUUCGCAAACUCUAGCAGGGAAGAAAAUUUUCUCGACCGUAGAUCUAGUUAGAGCCUACAACCAGAUCCCGGUACACCCUGAAGAUGUCCCGAAAACGGCAAUCACCACGCCAUUCGGGCUCUUUGAGUUUUUAUACAUGCCUUUUGGGCUACGAAACGCGGCACAAACCUUUCAAAGGUUUAUCAAUGAAGUCCUACACGGCUUGGACUUCUGCUACGCCUACAUCGAUGGCAUCCUGGUGGCCUCUAACACAGAACAAGAGCACCAGGAACAUCUCAGGAAGCUAUUUGCCAGACUACAAAAAUACGGCAUACUCAUUAGUCCGGCGAAAUGCGUUUUUGGGGCGCAGCAAGUACGCUUCCUAGGCUACAUGGUAUCCCAACAUGGGACCGAACCUCCGCCCAAAAGGGUCAAGUCUAUAAAGGAGUUCCCCAAACCGACAACAGUCAAGCAGUUACGUCAGUUCCUGGGAACUUUUAAUUUUUAUAGACGCUUGAUACCUGGGGCAGCUCAAGAUCAGGCCCGAUUAAAUGAGCUUCUAGGCGGACCAAAAAACAAAGGCAACACGCCUAUUACAUGGACGCCUACUUAUGAAGAAGCUUUCAACGAGUGCAAAGAAAGCCUCGCUCGGGCUACCUUACUGGCACACCCGGAUCCAGCAGCCGAAAUCACGCUCACAACCGAUGCAUCAGACACAGCCAUCGGAGCAGUGAUCCAACAGCGGGUACAGCAAGAAUGGCAACCACUAGCCUUCUUCAGUAAAAAACUGAACCCUGCUCAGACAAAGUACAGCCCCUACGAUAGAGAGCUAUUAGCAAUCUACGUGGCAGUGAAAUACUAUCGGCAUAUGCUGGAGGGCCGCAUAUUCACAAUCUACACUGAUCACAAGCCGAUCGUCUAUGCGUUUCAACAGAACCCCCUGCACAGUUCACCACGACAAGUACGUCACCUCGCGUACAUCGGACAGUUCUCAACAGACAUCCGGCAUAUUUCCGGAAAGGAAAAUGUCGUAGCCGACACGCUGUCCAGGGUGGAAAGCAUUCAAAAAGGGCUGGCUCGACCGUUCGUAACAAAAGCAUUCCGGCAGCAGGUUUUCCAGUCCCUGCACGGAUUAGCACAUCCUGGAGUAAAAGCUUCGGCGAAGCUAGUAUCACAACGAUACAUCUGGUCAAACAUCCAGAAGGACUGCAGAGGAUGGGCACAGGCAUGCAUACCCUGCCAGCAGAAUAAGGUACAUCGUCAUGUACAAUCGCCGGUCGGAACAUUCACGACGCCCACUCAAAGAUUCGAGCACAUUCACAUCGACAUCGUGGGACCCUUGCCUUCAUCCAGAGACUACCGCUACUGUCUCACUAUCGUAGACCGCUUUACGCGAUGGCCAGAAGCCAUUCCGAUGCCAGAUAUCGCAGCAGAAACUAUCGCACGGUAUCUGUUCACAGGCUGGAUCGCAAGGUUCGGGACACCUGUCAGAGUCACUACCGACCAGGGCCGACAGUUCGAAGCCGAGUUGUUCCGACAACUUACCCGACUCACUGGGACACAGCAUUGGCGGACAACGGCGUAUCACCCAGCAGCCAACGGCAUGGUGGAGCGUUUCCACCGGCAGCUAAAAACUGCCAUCAGAUGCCACCAGACAGAAAGCUGGGUAGAUACUCUCCCAGUCGUACUGAUGGGAAUCCGAGCAGCCGUUAAAGAGGACCUGAAAACCACCCCAGCCGAAUUGGUGUACGGUGAGACCAUUCGGUUGCCGGGAGAAUUCCUCCAGGAAGCCACUUCCACGGAAAGUCAAGACUGCAGCGAUUUCGUCCAAAGAUUGCGACGAACCAUGGGGAAUAUUCGGCCGCAACAAGUAAAACGCCACGGCCUACCCGCAAUCUUCGCACAAAAGAGCCUCGAAGAAACGUCACACGUUUUUGUACGACAGGACGCACCAACUCGAGCGUUGCAACCGGCGUACAAUGGCCCCUACGAAGUACUCGCGAGGACGCAAAAAUUCUUCUCGCUAAAAGUAAAAGGGAAAACGGUAAAUGUCAGCAUAGACCGUCUCAAACCAGCAUACAUGCUAGCAACAGCGCCAAAUGAGUCGGACACGACCACGCAAGAGCCCCUCAAAACAACGAAAGAGACAGAAAAACAGCAAGAGGAAAUCAAGACGAGAAGCGGCAGACUCCCCAGAGGCCGAGACAGGUGGUCCGUCAGGCCGGUCGCCACGGCCGCGGACACCCUCGCCAACGCGGGCUGGGGCGCCGUCCCCGCUUUUGUGGGAAACUCCCUCAUCACCAGCACCGGCGGCGGCCAACGUCUUCCUCCCCGCACCGUGGAAGCUCUACCCUAUCUGGCUCCCGCAACGGAAGCUAACGCUACCUGCAGCAGUUCCGCUAGCCCGCGGCGACAUCCGGGUCCUACGGCCGAUCUCGCCACGCCGCACGAACGGACACGUAGGAAAGGAAAAUCAAGCGCCGGCUUCUGGAGGUCCCCAGCAAAGAAGGACGCGUCGCCCCCGUGGCAAGAGACUAAACUCAGCGGCUCGACGAGUCCUAAGACAGCCGUGAAACUCUCCCACGUUCUAACGAUCUCGGUAUUCGGUAGAUUGGAUCGUUGGCCGAAUUCACUCCAGAAGGAGUUGAGACAGCUUCGCGAUCGAGCGCAAGCCUAG